GCUGGUUUGUCAGCGAUCGUGGCUUUGCCAGCCGCGACAUCCCUCCCUGCCAAGCACUUCGGGCUCAUUGACCGAGGCGUCAUUGCUGCUGGUUUGCGAGCGGAUCUGUUUCUAAUCGAGGGUGACCCCACAGAAGAUAUGGAGGCUUCACGACGAAUCAAGAAAGUGUGGAGUGGCGGCGUUGAAGUGCAG
Pseudomassariella vexata is the source of this 192-nucleotide messenger RNA. RefSeq lists its product as uncharacterized. Gene Ontology annotation, molecular function: hydrolase activity, acting on carbon-nitrogen (but not peptide) bonds. NCBI's taxonomy places the organism in Eukaryota, Fungi, Ascomycota, Sordariomycetes, Amphisphaeriales, Pseudomassariaceae. The record is from RefSeq and is a predicted model, not a curated record. The transcript has a single exon. The annotation marks the transcript as partial.